Metarhizium album ARSEF 1941 is the source of this 594-nucleotide messenger RNA. RefSeq names its product UDP-glucose 4-epimerase Gal10. The transcript has a single exon. Gene Ontology annotation, cellular component: RNA polymerase II, core complex; RNA polymerase III complex; RNA polymerase I complex. The record is from RefSeq and is a predicted model, not a curated record. The coding region runs from base 1 to 594 and encodes 197 amino acids. Gene Ontology annotation, molecular function: DNA-directed RNA polymerase activity. Lineage: Eukaryota; Fungi; Ascomycota; Sordariomycetes; Hypocreales; Clavicipitaceae. Gene Ontology annotation, biological process: DNA-templated transcription.
AUGUCCGGCGGCGGCGGCGACGCAACUCUGUUUGAGGAAAGCUUUACGGUUACCGACUAUGAUCAAUCCAAAUACGAUCGUGUUGCUCGCAUUUCAUGCACAUCCGCCGACUCGCAAACUGUGAUGGUGCUUGAUAUUAAUAUGGAGCUCUUCCCUGUCGCAAGGUCCGAUUCCCUCCAUGUCGUCCUAUCCACGACAUUAUCGCCAGACGGAAGCAAGGAGGAUGAUAAGGGUUGGCGAGAUGUUGGCAAGGGAGGCGACGCCCCAGCUACGUUGGCAGACUUGUACGACUACGUUUGCUAUGGCAAAAUUUACAAAUUUGAAGAGACAUAUGAUGGCAAUACCAUGUACGUACUUGAGCAUCUUGUUUCAUUUCCGGCUCGUUACCUGUUUAGUCAAAAUGCCAUCAUCACAGCCGUCUUCGACGCUUUUGAGAGCCUCUCUUGCUCUCCACAUCAUUCACCGCUAACCAUCGACUGGAUAAUUAGCAAUGCAUACGUCUCCUUUGGAGGUCUCCUUAUGUCAUUGCAAGGGCCUGUCAAAAAGCUCACGCCUCUUCGAGUCGACAACAUCUAUCUUUUGAUCAAAAAGUAG